AUGGAUUCGGUUUUGAAGAAAGGCAAUGAGAAAAAGAGGAGUCUAAUCAGUUCCGAGAGUUGGGUGGUGAACGAUGAGAGAAAAAGAAGGAAGCAAGAACAUGAGGUGCUUGAACAGAGCAAGUAUGGCGAUGGAAUGGCAUGGUUUAGAGGUUGUUUGAUUGGUAAAGGGUGUUUUGGGUCUGUAUUCCUUGCGAAUUUGAAGAAACCCAAAUCGAGAUACAGCUCUUAUCCAUCAAUUAUGGCUGUGAAAUCGGCUGAGGUCUCUGUUUCGUCUUCAAUUCAAAAGGAGAGAGAGGUUUUGAAUAAUCUCCGAGGGUGUCGUAAUGUGAUCAGAUGUUUUGGGGAAGAGAUUACAACCGGAGAGAAUGGACAAAUGGUGUACAAUUUGCUGCUGGAGUAUGGCUCCGGAGGAACCCUAGCUGAUCUCAUCAAAAAAUCCGGUGGAAAUGGGUUGCCGGAAUCGGAUGUCAAACGUCAUACUAGGUCAAUUCUUCAUGGAUUACGUCAUAUACAUCAUAACGGGUAUGUCCACUGCGAUUUAAAACCUGAAAACAUUCUACUCAUCGGUAGUUCCUCUAAUGGUGAUUUCACGGCUAAAAUUGGCGAUCUGGGGUUAGCAAAAAGGGCAAAACAGAGCAAGAUAAGCAAAAGUCGUCCGUUAUCAGAGAGGCACCUCGAUGUAUUUUUCGCCGGAAAUUUUAACCGACGGCGUCCAAGAAGCUCCGUCUGA
This is a messenger RNA of Lactuca virosa, 732 nucleotides long. Lineage: Eukaryota; Viridiplantae; Streptophyta; Magnoliopsida; Asterales; Asteraceae. The record is from the annotation of a GenBank genome assembly.